GCAGCUAUAGCCAAAUCAGUUUACUUUUUCCACUCCAGUGCGACGGACGCUUAUUCGCAAUGCCCAACAUGGAUCUCUAUAACAUGCCAGGUUCCCCGACCUCCCGAGCAAUUCAAAUGGUUGCCAAAGCUGUUGGCGUUGAACUGAACUCCAAAUUCAUGAACACAUUGGAAGGCGACCAACUAAAACCGGAGUUCGUGAAAAUCAACCCACAACACACCAUUCCCACUUUGGUGGACAAUGGAUUCGUCAUCUGGGAAUCUCGUGCAAUUGCUGUUUACUUGGUGGAGAAAUAUGGCAAACCUGAUUCCCCUCUGUACCCCAAGGAUCCCCAGAAAAGAGCUCUGAUUAACCAAAGACUGUACUUCGACAUGGGAACCCUCUAUGAUGCCCUGGCUAAGUACUUCUUCCCUUACUUCCGCACUGGCAAACUGGGAGAUCAGGAGGCAUUGGACAAGGUAAACGCCGCCUUAGAAUUCCUGAACACCUUCCUCGAAGGCCGGGAUUUCGUGGCUGGUGACCAACUCACCGUGGCGGACAUCGUCAUCUUGGCCAACGUUUCGAUCAUCGAAGUCAUUCCAUUUGACUUGAAAAAAUUCCCAAAUGUCGAGAGGUGGUAUAAGAAUGCCCAGAAUGUCACUCCGGGUUGGGAUGAAAAUGUGGAGAGCAUUAAGCAGGUGAAGAAGUUCCUGGAGGAUUACCUAGCAAAUAAGAAAUAAAUGUUGUAAAUAAAUAUUGUAGCAAAAAUAUAA
This is a messenger RNA of Drosophila ficusphila, 752 nucleotides long. Its product is annotated as glutathione S-transferase D7-like. Gene Ontology annotation, molecular function: glutathione transferase activity. Gene Ontology annotation, biological process: glutathione metabolic process. The transcript has a single exon. The record is from RefSeq and is a predicted model, not a curated record. The coding region runs from base 60 to 719 and encodes 219 amino acids. NCBI's taxonomy places the organism in Eukaryota, Metazoa, Arthropoda, Insecta, Diptera, Drosophilidae.